This is a messenger RNA of Aureobasidium namibiae CBS 147.97, 2340 nucleotides long. Its product is annotated as Six-hairpin glycosidase. The transcript has 2 exons. The record is from RefSeq and is a predicted model, not a curated record. Gene Ontology annotation, molecular function: cellulase activity. Lineage: Eukaryota; Fungi; Ascomycota; Dothideomycetes; Dothideales; Saccotheciaceae. Bases 1 to 2340 code for a protein of 779 amino acids. Gene Ontology annotation, biological process: carbohydrate metabolic process.
AUGCUCUCCAGAUUCCUUCUACCGCUAACUUCCUUACUUCCUGUUCUGGUCAGCAGCCAAACCCCGGUGGAAAACAAUGCUCUGGGCACACCCAAUCUUGUCCACAAUGGAAGCUUCACCAAAGGGACUCCAGGAUGGGUGAGCAAACCUUCUGGUACUGUCCAGGAUGGUAUGCUCUGCGUCAUCGUUCCUGCCAACACUACUGCCAAAGCAAGCUACAUCCAGACCACUCAAAACUUUACUCAGAUCAAGAACGACAUCUACUAUCUGAAUUUCACCGCCUACGCCGCUCAACCCGUCAACAUCUGGAUCCAGACGAAUGGUUAUGAUCCUUCCGCUGGGGGCGCUCCAGUCGAUCCCAACCUGAACACCACCCAGGUCCCUUUGACAACGAUUCCAGGACCUUUCUCAUUCAUCUUUUCACCUGCCAAUCAAGAAAAUAACUCUACGUUGACCUUCUUCCUUGGUGGAAGCAACAAUCUCACGAACGAGAUCUGUCUCAGCGAUGUAUCUCUCCAUCGUAUCAACCGCUUGCCGUACUUCCAAGACACUGGAAGAGCGAUCAAGAUCAACCAGCUCGGCUACCUGCCAAAUGGUCCAAAACUCGCUACGCUGGUCUCGAAAAGCAACUCGUCCUUGACAUGGCAUCUAAAGAACAGUAGCGGUACAUCGGUUUCAUCUGGCCGGACAUUCCCUUUCGGCAACGAUACAUCAUCUGGCGUAAACGUGCAUACUAUUGACUUCACGAACUACACUAGCAUAGGCGCCAACUUCCGUCUGCAAAUAGAUGGUAGCGAACCCAGCUAUCCUUUUGCCAUAUCGGACCAGUUGUACACAACACUCCCUCAGGAUGCGAUGCAAUUUUUCUACCAGCAGCGUAGUGGUAUUGCCAUCGAUGCUGAGCUUGUUGGAUCGCAAUAUGCUCGGCCAGCCGGUCAUGUCAAUGUCUUCCCAAAUCAAGGCGAUGUCGUGACACCUUGUCAGUAUGCUUGGGAGUCGAAUGUCACAUAUCUCGAACCAUGGACAUGCAACUACACACUCGACGUAUCGCAAGGAUGGUAUGAUGCUGGAGAUCAGGGUAAAUAUGUUGUCAACGGAGGCAUUUCGACGGCUCAAAUCCUGAUGGCGUACGAACGAACGUUGUGGACAACAAACAACACUUUACAGUAUAAGCCGGUCAGUGAUGGGUCUUUGAGGAUACCAGAACGCUACAACGGCUACCCUGACUUCCUCGAUGAAGCUCGCUGGGAAAUGGAGUUUAUGCUCAAGAUGCAAGUUCCUGCAAACUCUCCGCCCCAGCUAUUUAAUGGUUCAUAUAUUGACAUGUCAGGACUUGUCCAUCAUAAGAUGCACGAUAACCAAUGGACGCCAUUGCCAACACCUCCAAACCUCGAUCCCAAACGAAGAGAGCUUCAUCGCCCAUCCACAGCUGCAACUCUCAAUAUGGUAGCCACGGCAGCUAUGAGUGCAAGACUCUGGGGUCUGUUCGACGCCGAUUUUGCUAAAAGAUGCUUGGAUGCUGCCCGCGUAGGUUACGCUGCCGCCAAAGCCAAUCCUGCUAUCUACGCUCCAGGUACUGAUUGGGACCUCGGAGGUGGUGCAUACAGCGAUGACGAUGUGCGAGAUGAGUUCUACUGGGCAGCUGCGGAGAUGUACAUCACGACCUCUGAAGCUCAGUUUGAGAAUGAUGUCAUAUCUAACUACUAUUACACUGCCAACGCAUCGACUCUGUUUCCUGACGGUGGCUUUGGAUGGUCGUCCAUGCAGGCGAUAGCACAGCUCAACCUUGCCGCUGUACCGAACAACAUCACUGGAAGAAACGCAAUCAUCAAGUCGGUAAUGACAGGCGCCGAUCAGUAUAUCGCUAUCCAGCAAACACAACCCACGGAUGUCUACAUAACCUCAUACCCCUGGGGCAGCAACAGCAACCAACUCAACUGCAUUCAAGUAGUCGCAACGGCCUAUGAUAUCUCGCGCAACACGUCUUACCGCACCUCUGCCUUGUCAGGCAUGGACUACAUCUUCGGCCGCAACGCAAUCUCUCAAUCCUACGUCCACGGCUAUGGCACCAAGACAUCGAGCAACAUACAUUCUCGCCUGUAUGCUGCUGAACUCAGUCGUCUGAUCGUCCAAGAUCCUAUUGUUCCGCCACCACCCAAGGGAGCUAUGGCUGGUGGUGCUAAUGAGAGUCCUGCGGAUCCACCUGCUGAUGAUGUGUUGAAGGGUUGUGUGGGUCAAUUCUGCUAUGUGGAUGACGUGAACAGUUAUAGUACUAAUGAGGUGGCUAUCAAUUGGGGUAGUGCGUUGGCUUGGGUGGCUAGUUGGGCAAGUAACCAUUAG